Molecule: messenger RNA, 996 nt
Organism: Knipowitschia caucasica
Lineage: Eukaryota; Metazoa; Chordata; Actinopteri; Gobiiformes; Gobiidae
Source: the annotation of a GenBank genome assembly
AUGGCGCGGCUCGUGCUCCUGACGCUGCGUCUCCUCAUGACGUGGAUCUCUGUCCACAGUUUACAGAUCAAGCCUCUGGUGACGGAGGAGCAGCUGUUGUGGGUGAGCGGAGCACAGGGACAGGUCAACACAUACCGGAUCCCUUUGCUCACCUUCACCCCUCAGGGAAGUCUGUUGGCGUUUUCAGAAGGACGAAAGAAAUCUUCCAGUGACACCGGCGCCAAGUUCCUCGCCAUGAGACGCUCCACAGACAAAGGCUACACUUGGUCUCCCACCGCCUUCAUUGUGGACGACGGUCAGAUCCCGGACGGCCUGAACCUGGGCUCUGUGGUGGUGGACGAGGAGAUCGGCUCUGUCAUUCUGGUUUACGCCUUUUGUUUCCACGAGUAUCAGUGCAAACCCUCCAGCACGAUGAUGGUGCAGAGCCUGGACGACGGACUGAGCUGGAGCCGGCCUCAGAACCUCUCGGAGCAGCUCGGAGUCAAAGCCUUCGCACCAGGACCUGGGUUUGGAAUACAGAAGAGGUUGGAGCCUGCGAAGGGCCGUCUGGUGGUGUGCGGUCACGGGACGCUGGAAGGAGACGGAGUGUUCUGUAUUCUCAGCGACGAUCACGGAAAAACCUGGUUCAACGGAGCCGCGCUGAAGAGCAUCCCGUACAACCAGCCCAAGAAAGCCUUCGACUUCAACCCAGACGAGUGCCAGCCUCUGGAGAUGCCUGAUGGUUCCAUUCUCAUAAACGUGAGAAACCAGAACAACUACCACUGCCGCUGCCGUGUGAUCGUGCGCAGCUACGACGGCGGCCUGACGCUGCCCAUCGACGACGUGAGGUUUGACUACGAGCUGAUCGACCCGGUGGUGGCGGCGGGCGCUUUGGAGAAGGACGGCGUCAUGUUCUUCACCAACCCACUCAACGAAGCACAGCGAGUGAACCUGACCUUGCGCUGGUCGCUGAAUCACGAUCCACCUUUACGGAGGUUUAUGAAGGUCUGGAAAUGA